UACCGAUACCGGGCCGGCUCCCAUUACAGCCAGAGACGGUGUGACUGUAACACAUCUUUAACGUUAGAUGAUGAUGAUAAAGGCAGCACAAAGGCACCAGCCCUGGUUUCUAGCAAGGCUUUUAGUGCAUUCCUCCACAAGCACUGUCCUGUUGUGGCUGAGCGCUUCAGUCCCACUCCGUGGUGCUGGGGAGGCCGGCUUCAAACCCUGGUCUGUGCCCUCCUCAAGUCCAGACCCCCCGUCACUUAUCGCAAUGAGCUGAUCCGUACGGUUGAUGGGGGUCAGAUUUCUCUGGACUGGGUGGACAAUUGGGAGAGUGCAAGCUACCCAGAAUCCUCUACCCGCCCCACAGUACUGAUCCUCCCAGGCCUGACAGGCAACAGCAAGCAGUCAUAUGUGCUCCAUACCAUUAGCCAGGCCACCCGCCGCGGCUACAGAUGUGUGGUCUUCAACAACAGAGGGCUUGGAGGGGAAGAGUUGUUGACGCCUGUCACCUACUGUGCAGCCAAUACCUCAGAUCUAGAGUGUGUGGUGCACCAUGUCAAAGGACUUUACCCACAUGCCCCUGUGCUUGGUGCUGGUGUGUCUAUGGGAGGCAUGUUAUUAUUGAACUACCUGGCCCGUAAGCGUACAGAGUCAGGGAUGGUGGCAGGUUUCACCAUCUCUGUCCCCUGGAAUGCACUGGAGUCCGCUGCCUCAAUGGAAGAACCACUCAACUGGCUGCUCUUCAACAAAUACCUCACGAGCGGCCUGUGUCAUGCUGUUACUAGGCACAGGAAGGUUCUGGAGGAAGUAGCGGACAUUGACUAUGUCUUGAAGGCCCAGACUAUCCGUGAGUUUGACGAACGCUUCACCUCUUUGCUGUUUGGUUAUAAAACUUGUACAGACUAUUACCUUGAUGCCAGCCCAGACAAUAAACUCCCCAAUACAGCAGUACCCAUCUUGUGUCUCAAUGCUGCUGAUGACCCCUUCUCCCCCCAACAUGCCUUCCCGUUGACCACAAUCCAGAGCCUGCCUAACGUUGCUCUGUUGUUGACGGCCCACGGUGGACACAUCGCCUUCAUGGAGGGGUUUUUCCCCCGGGGUGAGAGCUACAUGGAGCGCCUUUUUGGUCAGUUUGUCCAAGCUGCCUUUGAACACCCUAAGGACAUCAAGAAAGCCUGCGGCAUUAGGGAGGAGCAUAAGAGCUGAUCAUCUUUCACCCCGUCACUUUGUACUCUGAACCUGACUGAAUACAAUAAUGAAGAAUAUAAAAGUCACUGGCGUCAUAGCAGUAGAACAGCAAUUUACAAAAAUGAUUGUCCCGCUUUGCAUGCUGUGAUCUUACCACAGAAAAUUGGUCCCCUCCAUGUUUGCACGACUGUAUUUUACCAUCAUAUUACCUCACUGCAAAUAUGCUUAUCUACCUCCUCAUCGUCUCAGGUUCUCCUUUUAUUGGGCAAUCAACAAAGGUUUAAAGAAGUCUAGAACUCAUUUUUUAAGUAGUCAAGAAAUCUUGCAGCCAACUAAUAAGUGAAUGUCUAAUAAUAUUGUAUCAACACAAAAAACAAUAUAUACUAGUAGUACUAAUAUUAGUGUAUGAAUUAAUGAAUGUUAAUUUAAAAUAAAAAAGUCAAUAGACUAAAUAGCUUUUAAUCAUGUUUUUCCCACACGCCGUCCCAAUUGUACUUGGAGCACAAUUACUCCCUGUUAGAAAAUGAGUGCUUGGAUUUUAGGAAGUAUUUGAAAUUUUUAUUUAAAUUAGAACAGUUAUACAGAUAUACUGUUUGUUUUGCCUCAUAAGCUACUUUGGUUUGGUGUAACAUUCCUUUAAGGACUAUACUUCCCCAUGUUUUAGCCUUGCAUGCAUACUUUGCAUACAAUUUCUCAGUUUGUACCAUACAGUGAGGUAAUCCUGCCAACAGUUCAGUUGUCAGAACUGUCGGUCUCAACCUGAAAACAGCCACACACCAGGAAUGAACAUAUCUGCUAUGAAGAAAAGACUUAUGGAAUUGUAAUAUAGAAUUCUCAUCUGAGUUUUUGAUUUUAAAACAAAAUCUCAAAUGUAAAAGUAUUGUAUGCUUGUAUAUGCUUUUGAAGUGUACAGGUCAAAUGUAAAUUAUGCAGUACAUCAAAUGCGACUGAGCAAAAAACAAUGUAAAAAGUACUUGGGGUAUUUACACCUACAGUCAAUAAUUUAAUUAUUGACUGAUUCUGAGUGAUUCUGAAUUUCUAUGUAUUGUAAUCUGCCUUUUGUUUGUCACUGACGCACUUUUUUGUUAAGGUAAUGAGCGAUAGAUAAAAGAAUGUCUGUCACAUAUGUAUUGUGGCCACCUUCAGUCCACAUGAUUAUUUUUGAUAUGUACUUAUAGAAGGUAAUUGUGUAUUUAUAGAAGGUUGUGUGAAUUAGUCAAGAAUCUGUAGGUAGUGUAUCACCAGUAGUGCACUGAUGAUACAAACACCAUUUUAUGAUGCCAAUACUAAGAUAUUUUCCCCCAGAAGCUGUUGCAUAUGUUGCUAAUUGUUGGCUUAUUGCAUUUUAUUUGCUGCUCAGCUGCUUGCAGAUGUUCACCACUUUCACUUGCCUUUGACUGCUGUGAUUUUUUUUUUUUAAUGGACAAAUGUUUAUUUUCUGUUUAAGUUUCACUUCUGUACUACAUGAGCUAUAACCACAAUCACGGUGUGUUUGCACUGUCAAAUAAGAUUCUUACCCUUCACCUGAAAGAACUUUGUGCAUUAUGAACUAUUUGUUUUCUUGUGUAUUGAAUUACACUUGAAUUAAAGAGUGACAAUAU
Molecule: messenger RNA, 2774 nt
Organism: Perca flavescens (yellow perch)
Lineage: Eukaryota; Metazoa; Chordata; Actinopteri; Perciformes; Percidae
Product: phospholipase ABHD3
Exons: 10
Biological process (GO): medium-chain fatty acid catabolic process; medium-chain fatty acid biosynthetic process
Molecular function (GO): acetylesterase activity; monoacylglycerol lipase activity
Source: RefSeq, a predicted model, not a curated record